AUGUACCAGAGAGCGCAUCCAAGUCAGGUUAAUGGGUCGUCCUCACAGCUGCCUGCCUCGCUCACGCUUCUUCGACGGCUUCAAUUUGCCCUGUACCGGAACUUCACAAGGCCUGAUGCGCGUAUUAUAGUCUCGUCUGAUACCGGCCGGGUUGGAGAUGGACCAACCAAGCCAAAAUACUUUGCUGUCGCAUAUGCCGAAUUCUCCACGGGCCCGGAUACCCAAAUGGUCAUGUAUUCGUCCAUGGAACAGGGUAGCCCGACUGAUGAGGAACUACCGGUCCACGAGGGACACGUCAUGAAUCUUGUCCGGACACUGGUGAGGCUGCGCAAAGAAUAUGGCGGCAAGCUGGUCUACGGCAACAGUCUGCUCGUAGGCAGUCUGCAUUCAGACGUGCGCAACAUCUUGGCCAAGACGGGGAGAGUGACGACACGGCCGUCCGGAGAUUACGACAAGUGGCUGUUUAGGAUGGAGCAUUUGCCCGAGCCGAAAGAGACUCUGCAUCUGGCGGGAAUGCGUUGGGGGACGGCCUCUCUGGAGGACUGCAGGCUUGUUGCUUCGAGAACGGACAUUCCCCGGCCGCCCUUGGGCCUUUAUCGGUAUAAUUUUGCGUCUCUUCCUCCAGGGCAGCCCGGGACCGUCACUGACACUGAAACAGGACUGGAUGGCUCGUUGAUAAGUCUGCAUUGCGAGGACGGCUAUCGCAGACGAGGCAUCGCCAAAUUGCUGGCAGCCAAGCUCCUCCGCCAGACAGGAGUUGAAUUCUCCAAUGCCAAGUAUGCCGGCCACGAAUGGUCUUGUGCCGACGUGACGCGGGACAACGAGGGCAGUCGAGCAAUGUGCACGAGUUUAAACGCCACGCCACGCUGGUCUGUAUCAUGGGUGACGCUAGACUUGUCAGAGAGUUUGUAG
This is a messenger RNA of Metarhizium acridum CQMa 102, 912 nucleotides long. RefSeq lists its product as uncharacterized. The record is from RefSeq and is a predicted model, not a curated record. Lineage: Eukaryota; Fungi; Ascomycota; Sordariomycetes; Hypocreales; Clavicipitaceae.